Cinara cedri is the source of this 27905-nucleotide messenger RNA. Lineage: Eukaryota; Metazoa; Arthropoda; Insecta; Hemiptera; Aphididae. The record is from the annotation of a GenBank genome assembly.
CUGAUUGCCGGCAACACAGCCGGUCGCGGUGCGAAACGCAUAUACCUACGGUAUUAUUGUUGUUGCGCUACCGGGUACACCGGGUGGGUAUCAUACAAUAUUGGAGGUACGCGUUUCGCCGUCACCGUCUGCCCGCGAUAAAAUUUAUAUACGGGCGAAACAACGACAAUCCAUCGCCGACGACCGAACGCCCGGACGCCCGCCCGACAACAACAACAACAAUACGUUAUCGGUACAAUACGAUAAUAUUCCGCGAUGAAGUCUCCCGGGCCGGACCGGCCGACGGCGUCGCGGCGCCCGACUUUUCGCCGUCCGCCUUCCGCGCUGCGGCCGCGGACCGUGGCGAUCGCGGCCGUGGUUUUGCUGGUGGUACACUGCUCGGCGGUCUCGACGUCGUCGGCCGACGACGGCGGCAACCGGACGCCGUACGCCGCAGCAGCCGACGACGACGACACGGUCGUAAUCGAAGGUAAGGGAUGAUGACGCCGUCACCGAACAAACGCAUGCUAUUUAUACGAUUUUUCUUAAUUAGGUGUCGGUUUUUAACGACCGACGCGCGAUAUUAAUUUUUUUCGAUACCAAUAAUAUUAUUAUUAACGUUCGGCCGGACAAAGGAACGGUCCGUAUAUUAGAGAUAAACCGCGGUGAAGAUUACAGCAGGCGUCUGUAACAGGAUCAAUAUGUCUCGAUACGCUCGUUAUUCGGAGGGUUGGUAAACUCCUACAAAAGUCGAUAAUCUCCUGCAUUGACACAGUGUUAACUCCUAUAUAAAAGAUAGGGUUAACUCCGUUUUUCGUAUGAUCCGCGGCGGCGCUAAUACAUAGGAGCGCACAAAGGGAUGCCGAAUCGGUGAACUUUGAAAUUAAUCGGCGACAGCAACGGCGGAAAAUCCGUUUAGACGAAAAAAUCGUUUAUGUUUGUUACUUACACCGUUGUUAGCUAUUUGUUCAUUUCAUCAUCGAAAACGAUACAAUUUUUUUACAUAGAUUUUACACCGUUUGUGCAGAUUCGACAUUUGUGCUUUUCACGACGCAAGUAUAUCAGUGUGUAUUCCUUAUCGAAAACGCAACGCGCUUUAUUUCGAUAUUUCCGAAAGACCAGUCAUCGCGCAAUCAUCUUUGUCUACCGUCUGUGGUACGAAAUAAUUACUCUACUAAUAUUAUAGGGGCCAGUGCACGUUAUUAUUCAUAGUAUAUAUAUAUUAUGUUUAAUAUGCAAAUAUUAUAAAUAUGGUAUCCGACUUUGUUGUAGCGAACGAUAUUUUUGCGAAUUUAAUUUGCAUACAAAAAUGCGUUGUUACCUAUAUAGGUAUACCUAUAACUGUAUACAUAUUCAAAAAACUGGUUUUGAUUUUUUUUUUUUUUUUUUGGUUUGCUUUUUCGUCUCGUUAUAGAUUGGCCGGCUAUAUAUAUAUGUAUAAUACAUAAUAUUAUGAUCUUUCGACCGGAGGCCAAUCUAAAUAAUUUAAAAUGUUUUAUAAUAUCAUUUAUAGACGAAUCAAUGUCAAAUACAUAGGUAGAUAGACCUGCUGCAGAGUAGAUAGGUAUUCUAUUUAAAGGUACUCGAAAAACGGUUUUUUUUGUUCUAAAAAAAUUAAACGCCCGAAUUUAAAAUAAGUCAAAAAACUGUAUACUGCAGGUAUCUAUAUAUAUAUAUAUAUAUCAUAAUUUUGCGUUACUCUUGUAAUCUAUAUAUAAAAAAAAAGACACGUCACGGUAAAUUAAUUUGAAAAAAAAUAAAUAUAAAUUUGCGAUUAAAAUUAAAAUACAUAAACUGGUUACAUUAUAUUCGGAUAUAUAAUGCAAUUUUAACAGCUGCGGGUUUAUAAUAUAUUAUUGUAUUAUAAUGUAUAAAAAAAGAUCAACCGAUAUUCGAUUUUUGAUCUUUUAAUGUCCAUAUGAAUUUUUUAAAGACGUUAUUUCUAUUGAAUACAUUAUAAAUAAGUGUAUAAGUAAAUACAUAAACUCAUUUUUUUUUUUUUCUGAAAUGGUUAAUUUUUAAGUAGGUACUGUUCAAACGUUAUAUUUAAUUGAAUAUUUCAGGCGUCGGUAAUAAUUAUAAUAUUAUAUAGUCCGAUACAUAAUUAAACUUUAUUAAAAUAUAGUUUCGUUCACAAAAACAGUCAAUCGUAUAGAUAACGUAUUAAUUUUGUAAAGAAUCGUAUAAAGAAAACCACAAGGAAAAUUAAAAACCGAUUUGCCAAAUUGUGAGCAACUUAUGUUCAAAUUAUAUAUACUACGAUAAUAUAAUAUGAUUAUGUGUUAUAAACGGCAUUAAUACGUACGUAAAUAGUGAAUAUAGAGACGUUAUAAUACGAUGGAAGAGAUAGAUAACGCGAAGAAGUCGUAUCUAAAUGGGUCAUAAUUCCAUAAGACUAUUGAAAAGAUCUGUUGACAUCGGCUAUAAGGCUCUUUGAAAGAACUAUAGGCAUAGAGAAGAAAAAGAGAGAGAGGGGGAGGGAGAGAGAGAGAGAGAAUAUUAUAGAGUACGAGGUAGCUGGGCAGCAUAUAUUGUUGGUGAACCAUAGCGUAUUAAUUUUAUCAUGUAUAUAUGAUAUAAGAAGAAAGUCUCUUCAAAGUCAUAUCGGCACUACACCUAAUCGUUUUAUAAUAUUAUCGAUUUUUCUCAAUGGCCCGGAGAUUAGUUACAUAGGUAGGUAGACGGGUCAUAUUUACACAACUUGAUCUCUAUUAUACAACUAGGUAUAUUACAUUUUCCUUAAAAACCGUUUAAGCUAUGAUGUAUACCUAUAGUUCUGUGUAGGUAAAUAGGUAUAAACUUUCUUCGGGGAUGUAAUAAUCGCUAAUAUUACAUGUAUACAUGAUGUACUGUAGCGACGACGUAACAAUAAUAUUAAUAAUAAUAAUACCAUCGCGAAUGUGACGAAAUAUUGAUUUACUGCGAUAAUGCGCGUUCGGGUUCGCCUAUUCGUUGUACAAUAAUAUUCGUAAGUUAAACGGUCCGAACGUUAUAAAUCAUAAUCGUUACGAUGGCAAAAAAUAAAACAAAGUACAAUUACACAGUCUUCGUAAUCCGACACUGCAGCCCAGUGGCGUACGCAAGGGUUAGGGGAGGUUAAGGGUUGUAUCCCUCUCAUCGGCUUAAAAAAAACAAAAACAUACGAGUAAUCUAAUAUCGAAAUGUACGAGGGCUAAUCAAAAAGUAUCAAGACUGGUAGUAUCAUUCGGAAAAGGAGCAUCGAAGAGCAGUAGGAUUGGUAUCACUUGCUUUUAUGACUUUCUCUGAGUACAUUUGUUUUUAUUGCUUCUCUAUAAAAUUCUUCGGCUUGAUUUCACUGAUAUUUUUGUAAAAUAUAUUUUUCGAGUUUGGCGAUUUUGUAAUAAACCCAAAAGAAGAGUAACUUGACAGAUUUGGAGAUUUUAGAAAAUUUGUCUGCAUUUUUUUCCAGUUUCAGAGGGAUGCAACAUUUCAUGGNUUUUGCCAUUAAAUGUCAAUUGAAAAACUGUGCCCUCGGUUGGCAGCGAGUUCCGCUACUUUUGGAUUCAUUACGAAAUCGCCAAACGUGAAAAACAAAUUUUAGAAAAAUGUCGUCAAAUCAAAACGAAGAAGUUUAUAGAGAUUUUAUACAAAUAGAUGUACUCAGUAUAAGUCAUAGAAAUUAGGUUUACAAAUCGUUUUGCUCUUCAACGCUCGGUUUCCGAGUAAUAUUAUCAGUCUCGAUACUUUUUGAUUAGCCCUCGUAUAUGUUUCAGCCAAGUUAUCAGAAAAAACUUGAAGUAUUGAUUAAAAAUUACCUAUUCUUUAGGAUCCGGCUUUUAAAUUACCAAUUCCCAUCAUAGUCGUGUUGGAUAAAGAAAACAAUUUUUCACGAUUCUUAUUUGCUACAUCCCGACCAAUUGAAAAUUCCUGGACACGCCACUGCUGCAUCCAAUCCUUUGCAUUAAUCCGACCCUUUUUAUUUUUUUACCAGCUGUAAUUUUAUUUUUGGGUUAUCGUUUCAACAGUUCGAUACACUUAAUCGGUAACCGCCGACGAUACUGUGGACAUCUCCAACAAGAACUAUAAACUCGUAACAAUACUACAGGUACUAUAUAAAAAAAUAUACUAAAUUACUAUACGCGCGGAAAUAAAUUUGAAAUAUACGUAUAAUCCAAUCAAAGCGUAUAGGUAAUGAAAAUAAAUAAAUUAUAAUUUUUACUCGACUUCUAUUUGACUCGAUAAUCCGGCAGUGAUAUAGGUAAUGGUCCCGGUAUUAUAUGUGUCGGAUUACCCGCAAGACUCUAAUACGCGUCGUAUAGCUACUGUAAUAAUUAUGGGUUUGUCGGUAAAUUCAGUCGUAGCUAUAAAUAGCCAUAAUUCAGGAGGGUUGGAUUUUUUUUUUUUUUUUAAGGCUAUUAUAAAACAUUGUCGUACGAAAUUUCGUUUAAUAAAUUACAAGACCUCUUUUGUGUAUAUUAUAUUAUUCCACGCGCGAGAGAAUGCGCAAUUGCGUUCUAUUUUGAUUCAACGAAAAUAAUUUAUUCGAAAUCUGGCAUGAGUGUGUGUGUGUGUGUGUAUAAAAAUAUAUUAUAAUUUAAUAUAUAUAUAUAUAGGUACUUGAUAUAUUUAUCGGGUUAUGUUGAUUAUAAUAUAUAAAUCUUGAAUACGGGCGCGUCCCAAACAUAAAAAAAAAAAAGUCAGGAUAUAUUUAAAUAGCGUUUUUUUUUCUUUAUAACCGUUCGUCGAAGUGAACCUUUAUCGACAAUAAUUCUUCCGAUAACCGUGUUUUUUUUUUUUUUUUUGAUAAUCUCAUCUUUAUACAUCGUCGCGGCUUGUACAAUCAGAAGACCGACCGAUUUUAACCUAUUUUAUUAAAAAUAUUUUAUCAGCCGUUUUAAUAAUAAUUUAACAAAAUAUAUUCAAUUGAAAAUACUAUUGGUUUUUGAGUCUUCUGAACAAUUGUGUUUGGCUGAUACGUUCCUCUGAUUCUAAACCGCCGACGAUACAAAUUAUUAUACUACAGACGAUAAUUAUUAAUACUGCAAUGACCGCGAAAUAGAUAUCACCGGAUUACGUGGGCUGCUGGUACAGGUGAUAGGUAGCGAUGAUAGUGACGGCGGUGUAUAUUUGUUUGAUAUUUAUUUGUUAACUUAUUAAAAUAUAACUAAUAUUAUUUUAUCAUUUAACUUGAAACGGAUAAAUAAGAUCGAUAUAAACUUGUAUAAUUGUAUCCGGUAAGUGAAAUUACAUUUGUUACAAAGUAAUAUUUAUAUGUUAAUAUACUUACAAGUAGUGCCAUAGUUAUGGAGAAUGACGAGGAUAGACCCCCCCAAAAGCCUCUUUCAUUGCCAAAAUCAUAACUACACGCUAUUGACUAAGUAAGCCUAUGUAAAUACCUAUAUGCAAUAAAAACAAUAAACGAUUACAAAAUUGCAGUACUCGCACGAGGUCACAAAUAUACUGGACAAAUAAUAUUAACGUGGUCGUGCCCUGAUACACAUACUGUACGAAAUUCAAUACAAGCGAAAAUCGCGCGUAAACGAACAAUACUCAUGCAUUUCAUGAGCGUAUGAGAUUUUACUGAUUUUGCAAAUAUUAUUUCCGUAAAAAACCUUAACGAUUUUUAAGUAUGUUAUCAUGUACCCAUGCAAUGUAAUAAUCCGAUUUCUUGUGCGUUUGUGUGUAUAGUUGGGUACUCCGAAGGCACAUCAUUCUGUACGAAUUUAUUGGUUCUUUUUCCUUACGUAAUAAUAUGCAAAUAGUAAUAUACCGACUUGUUGAGCUUCUAUAUUAUAUACCUAAGCCUUUGUAAUUGAUUUUCGUGUAUACGGAUAGUAAUAUAAUAUAUUAUUAUUAUUGUCUAAAAACUCACGCAACAGUGGGGUGGCGGCAAAAAUAUAUUGCAAAAAACAAAAACCAAUCGAAAAUUUACUGUAUUAAAUGACUUAACCGGCCGUCGCGAACACGUCCUGCGCCAAGGUCGCACCGGCCAAUAAUGCGACACAGGUUCAAUGACAGCGGCGACGACGACGGAGGCGGUAGAAGCGCAAAAAAAUAGUGUCUGUUUACACGCGAUUAUAAUAUUAUUAUUAUUAUUUAACGGAUUGGUUAUAUGAACGAUAGAUAGAAAAAAAAAAAAAAUAAGAAUAAUAAAAAAUUGAAAAAUAACGGAUAAUUAUCGAUUCCGCGUAUUCGAUACGUAUACAGUAUACCCCGAAUUCUGUUUAUCGCACAUCGGCACACGUGGGCUAUGGGCAUAAUAUUAUCGUAUUAAUCAUGAUAAUAAUAAGUACGUGAACGGAUUUUAAUAUUAUUAUAAUAUCUUGCGGAUAAUAUUCGCUUUUUACGGUUUUUUACGCGCGUCCCGAUCGCGAUAAAAUACCUAUAGUUCUGUGUCUAUAGGUAUAAUAAGUAGGUAUAUAAUAUUGUUAUUAAUUCAAUUCGUCCCGCACGUGUAUCGCCCCCGUUAACCCACUCCCUUUGGUAAAAUCCUCGAUAGCGAUGAGUAUACGUAAUAUUCUAUAGGCGGGUACGAUUUUUUUUCCGUCCAAAAAUACGCGUUUGCAAAAAAAUGGGGUCGUUCACACCGAUUUCAAAGAUAUCUAAAUGUAGAGCUCAGGAAUUUCCAAUGGGAGAAAAUGAAGUAAAUAAUAAUCGCCAAAUAAAUGGAAGAAUCUCUUUCUCUAAUCAAUAACCUAUGUUGACUAUAUAAUAUGGACAUUUGAAAGCCGAAACGAAAAAAUCCAAUUCUCAAUCAAUAAAUCAAGCUUUUCCUCGUAACUUGGCCAAAAUAAUAGACGUUUCCUCCAGAUGAUAUCACCAAAAUCACUCGAAAGUGAUUGUAUUUGCAAGCCUUGGGGGGAAAUGUAUAUUACUCCUAACCUCCCCUUCAACGCACGUUACUGUUUGAAUGUAUAUAGUAUGUUACAUUAUUACACCGAUAUUUCACUUUCGGUUCGUCACAGACCGGCGGCCGCAGUAUAAUCGAUAAAAGAGUAGAAAAAUCUUUCCAUCUUUCCGAUAUUAUACUCGUACAUCGAUUUAUAAAAAAAAAAAAAAACAUAAACAAAAAUUGCGAUCAUUACAAGGACGCCAACGGUCGAGCCGAGUAAGCUGGCAAACGACCGCGAUACAUAUACGAGUAAAGGAGUAUUUUUAAAUUCUUUGUGUGUUUUGCUAUAGCCGGUAGUCGUGUAUAUAUGGGGACGCGUCAUCGGGAAGACGGUAAAUAUUAUUGUGUACCCAGUAAAGUAUAUAAGUAUAUAAUAAAAAAAUAAAACAAACGAUUGUCGGUUUUUUUUCAAAUUAAUUUUUUCUCCGAAACGAUCACUAAAUGGGGAUAUUUCCCGAUUGACCGAGCGUCGGGUUUUUUUUUUUUUCAAUUUUUCAAAACUAGAUUUAAUACCUAUUUUACGCGUUGCGUAGUAUGUCUUAUUCAAUUCGUCUGGCUCUGGAUUAACAACGAGUGCGUAAAAACCGAAUGUAUAACCAGUUAUAUUAUACUAUUAUAGAUAAAAUUACAGUCAUCCGUCAGACAUCUCCGGGCCGGAUAGGAAAAAUCCAUUACUAUACCAUCGGGACAUUCCUCCGUGUACUUAUUAUACGAAUUAAAACUCGUGUACACAAACAAACAAACGCAUACAUACACACACACGCGCGCGUGCACACGCACACGCUAAAGACUAAAAAGUACCAGCCAUAUUAUAUUAUACCUAUUGAUAUUCCGGUCGGCGUCCCGUAGUAAACUAUUGGCGGCACACCGAUUGAAUACACAUUCGGAUAUCUUUAUAUUAUUUUACGACAAAAAACAAAAAAAAAAAAAAAAAAAAAAAAAACCGUUUCCUACGGUCCCGUACGUUGUCUAUAUAAUAAUAACGUAUUGUGAUUAAUUGGUUUUAAUUACUAUUGAAAACUGCGCGUGUUUUAUAUAUAAGUUUGUAUAAUAAUAUACGGCUAUCCAUAUAGUAAUGAAACGCCAUCUGCGCGCGCUGCGGACUCGUAUACAGAACGAAACGGACCUGCGAUAUUAUUCCGUCGUUCCUCGGUCGUGACCUGACCUAUUGAAAAAGUCCGUAGGAAACGCGAUGUCAUAGAUAUAGAUAAUAAACUAGAUUGCUAGGUUCCCUUUACUUGCCAUAUAAACGUUUAAAGCCGUAUAUCCGCCAUUACUAGUAGGUAAUUUGUAUAUUAUCGUGUCAUAAUUUUGAUAACACAAUUUAUCGCAGAUUUAGAUACAAUUUAAAUGUUAAAAAAAUGUCUUUUUUCGUGAAAGUAACAAAUUCGUUUGAUUAUUUGACAUUAAUUAUUGUUUAAUAAUUUAUUGUUGACUAAUUAAUUUAAACUUGUGAUGAUAAUCCGUUGAAUAAUUUCAUGUUAUCUAUAGUACCUAUCUACUAUUCUCAUCUAUUCUGUGGUUCCAUAGUAAGUAUAUGUACACUUGAAAAACCAAUGUUACAUGUACGUAUAGGUACAUUUCGAAUUUCCAUAAAGAUUAUAUUAGUUAUAGAGCACCUAGUUUUUUAACUGCCCGGGGUCCUUUCUCAUCUAUCUACGUCACACUGUCUGUUAUGGGUACCGACAAUUUGUACAUUCGGGAAAAAGAGUUGAUGAUAGGGCUAAUGUACUUUGAACCAAUGGGUUACACAGGUAUAGUUUUAUAAAUGUACGUAUAACAUAACAUCAAAUAAUACAAAUUAUUAUUACACUGAAAACAGUAACAGUAUUAUAGUCAUGUUUUAGCAUAGGUAUAUAGGUAUCCAAUGCUAAAUUUACUUAACCACAAUACUAUCUACAUCUGUGUUUUAGUGGAUGCUAUUUUUAAUCUAUUAUAUCCAUUCAAAAUGGCGGAUAGUAACUUCAUGUCUUAUCACUAGUCAGCAAUCUAAUUUAUUGUCGUAAUAUAUAUCUACCUAUAUUAUAUACUCGAGAAAAUCGAAUUCCGGGUGCCCUGUAGGUAUAUACGGCGUAUACAGCGUUUUCUAUUGUUAGAACGGUAUUGAAAAAAAUGAAAAAAAAAAAUGUACAAUGUAUAAGUACUUAUACGUAUAUUAGCAGUUACAAAACGAUAUUAUAAUAAUAAUAUGAUCAUCCGAUCUGGUUUCUCUACAUUAUAAAGUACCCGAUACCCGUCAUAUCACACGCCCUCGCUCCUCGAAUAUUAUAAUAAUAUAUUCAUCGAUUCUUCUUUCCAGGACGAUCCGUAAUAUUAUAAUAUACGACAAUGUACGGUGAUAUUAAAAAAAAAUUACGGUAGCCGUAUAAUAUAUGGGCGGACCACGGUAUACGCGUAAUCUUUCGAGUUGAAUUUAUUUCGUAUGUUAUUAUAACGGGAAACAAUCCAAAUAGUAUAGGUACAUAAUAUUAUCCGAAUGACGAGGCAGAUAUAUCCGUACACACGGAUAUCUCAUUUUCACGGAUUAUGGACCAAGUUCGUUAAAAAUAAAAACGCCCAACUCGGUACAACCUAUAAAUACUGUCAAACAGAAUUAUCCGUAUUUACAAUCGAGUAUUUCUGUAAAAAUCACCGCCGCGUUUUAUGAAUUCUAUAUUUAUACACGUUGUCACGUUAUACUCACGUGUUCCGAGCACGGAUUUUAUAUUAUUGUUGUUAUUUCAAUCCUAUAUACCUACUAUGCGGUUGAUACGUCAUAUUUCAUAUAGGUCGCAUAUAAAUUAAAAAUUAUAUCUUAUAUUAUAAUUUUUUUUUUUUUUUUUUUACGAAUUUCAAACUAUAAAAUAAGUAUUCGUAAUAUAGAAUAUAGAUAACGACGAUUUUUCGGUAGUGAUAAAUGUACGGACUCCUGCGGAUUCCUCAAAAUUUUUUGCACGGUUUAUCCGGUUUAUCGCAUUUAAAUAAACGAAAAAUAAAAAAAAAUUUAAACGUUGAAAAUAAAAUGUAAAUAUUUUUCGCGCUAAAUAACCAUACCUAUCUAUAUAAACAAGAACCUUACAAGCACCUAUAUAUAUACAUAAGAGGUACAUAUAUUAAUACAAAUUAUGAUUAGAAUUGUAUAUUUACUGCAUAUUACACGGUAUUUAAAUCAUGAAUUACGGUAAUUGUACGGUAAUCGGUGUUUAUAAUCAGCGGCGUUCUUUAAUAAAUCAAAUUAAUAAUCAGAAAAGUCAAAUUUCAAGUACAGACAUUAUGUUGACGCGUUUUAAGAUUUUUCACGCCGGUAAAAAGACAAAAAGUCAACGACAAAUAAAACAUCAAACGAUUUUCCGCUGUUUUACGAUAAUCGAUUUUCGAUAGACGCGUUGGAAACCGACUAUUAUUUCAUAAUAAUCUAGUAAUAAUAUGUAAGACAAUUAGACGAAUACAAAAUGGUUUGUUACUAAUAGCAGAAACUUUCUUCUUGAAUACCUGGGCAUUUUUUCGUUUACGAAAAUUAUUAUUAUCAAUGAUAAUAAUACCAAACGGUUGUCCGACAUUAAUGUCAUAAUGACAACAUGACGCGUUUUCGAAAAAUUUUAAUGCGCAUUCGUGAUAAACAAACGCGUAUUAACAUUAAACACAAAUAUAGUUUUGCGCAAAUUAAAAUAUUAUUUUCCGAAUUUGUAAAAUACGUGUGGCGUGAUACACGCAGUUGAACGAAACGACUCAAUCGCCUAGUUUUCCGUUCCGAAGAAGUUUAUUAUAGUAUAAUAAUAUGUUUUUUUUUUUUUGUAAUCGAAGGGUAUGGGAAAAAUACCGCGGAAAAUUCUCACGGUAUUACACGCAGACUUACGGUUUCCGCGACGAUUUCCGAUUUGAAUACCUGAAUAUAGUUAACUGAUACAAUAUGUCCGUAUACCUGUACAUAAUAUAUACAAUAUUAUUAUUAUCGCGUCAAACUUUCGUAGUGUGUGUCGUUGUGCACAGGUAUUUUUUGGCGUAGGCGGUGGAGACCAGCACCAGUAUUUCGACAAUAGACGCACAAUAAUAAUAAUAAUAAUAAUAAUACGUAAAUGUAUUUUUAUUGAAUAUAUCAAAAUGUUGCCAAAAUAUAUUCAAUAGGUCCGGGAAUAUUUCGAAAUCAUUUUACUGUAUUAUUUAUUGUACGUAGGUACAGGUAUUACAUUAUGUGUACACUUAAACGGACCGCGUAGCACAAGUAUAACAACAAUAUGAUAAUAAUAAUGUUGGCGACCGAUAAGACAGGUGGGUACCGUUGAAAACGAAUGCAUAGACCGUAGAUAGGUGUACCUUUAUGUACGAAUGUAUCGGAGACGUAUAUUAUCAUUAUUAUUACAAGUACGCGAGACGUCACGAUAAUCGAGUCGGAGACGUAUUAAUCUUGUUCGCUGUCAUUAUUGGUGAGAGCGGAAAAUAAAAUACUAGUAUACAUAUAAAUCGAAAUAUUUAUUUGCUACAAAGUUAUUAAUCGGAUAUACCUAUAAAUAAAGGUAUGCUCAGCAUAGUUGCGUGCCCAGGAGUUUACAAUAUGAGGGGAUGUAGUAAAAAUGCAACAAUCAUUAAGGCACGGGUUUUAAUAUUACUCUUAAAAUCCACAAAAAAAUUCUUGAAAAAAUCAUGAAAAUCCCGAAAAAGACUUAUAAAGUAUUUAAAAAAAAAAAACAAAAUUGGUAGAGUUAUUUAAAAGUUUCUCCCCCCUCUUACGGCUCUAUUAAAUACGAUUUUCUAACAUCACAUGAACGAUUAACAUAAAGUUUUUUUUCUAUAAUUACUUUAUGUUGAAAGUUUCAAAACUUAUUUUUGUAGAUUUUAUGUGUAAUGAUCCCGAGCCUUAAUUCUCACAGUUUGUGAAUACAUCGUAUAACAAAACCGACAGUGUGAAUUUAAAAACUGGAUUCAAAAGCUAAAAAAUAUAAUGCUUAGACUAAACACCACUAAAUAAACGCUCGUAGUUGUUGUAUCGUAAGCUAAUGAUUGACGGGGGGCGGGAGUUAUAUAACCUUUAACCUCCCUUCAUCUGCGUAUGCCACUGUUUAUUUAGAGGUAGUGUAUAGUCCUGUAGUCGAAACGGAAGGGCGGUGGGCCAUAUAAUAUCAGAUAAGAAGGUGUAUGAAACUCUAGAAUAACAUAAUGUAAUAUAAUAUGACUCGUCUAAAAUAUUAAUAUUCUCUUUGUCCGUCUAUAGAUACGAUAUUAUGUAUAAUAUCACGGUACUCGUAAGUAAUAUUGUAUUUUAUUAACUGCGCGUCGGCGGUAAAGGGCGAAGUAUAUAAACGCGCAAAAAUCGAUCCAAACCGCAGAGACGGCGAUGAUUUUCUCGUACGAUAACACUACCCGGUAAACAUGGCACGUAUACGCGUAUUCAGCGUACAUAUUUUUGGUAUGAAUUAUGUAAAUAUGUAUGAAUAAGUAAGGAAAGCCCACUCUACCAGAGCGUCUUAAGUUUCUAUAAUUUCUAAACGCAUUUCAAAACAAAUACACUAUAUAUUCUUCCACAUCCAUUUUGUAUAAAAAACAAUUUUGAAAGAAUUCGGUAACCCUGUACCUUUGGUUCCAUGGCAAAAAGGCCCGAAUCAAUUUCCAUACAAUUUUCAAUACAGACAAAUUCAAUUUUUAAAAUACAUAUAAUAUACACUAAUAGGUACAAUGUACAUACACCAAAGCAAUUUUUUUUAAAACACGCAAUAAAGGGAAAAUAAUUAAAAACCCAAAUUAUAAAAAAGUAAUGCCAAAAAUUUACUUGAGCCCUCCUUCCCUGGGACCAAAGAUAUAUGAAUAAAACCUAUGAAUACGUUACAUAUCCUAAUUUGUAAAUAUGUGAGACAGUAUAAGUAGGUAUACUUAUAAUUUAGUUAUCUAUUUUUUAAUAUUGGCUAGUAUGAAUUCAUAUUAAUGUAUAAUGAUAUUAAUAAUAAUGUUUCGAAUAAUAUACAUAUCGCUUAAUUAGAUUAGGUCGUAGUCGACUUAAUUCACACCGAAUAUAUAUAUUCGUAUAAAAUACGUAUAUGUGCUAUAAACUUUCGUGUAAAGAUGGAAACAAAAGAGGAAUACAUCAUAGUAAAACCAUACGCUCUCAAAAUCUAAAAGGAAUUUGCAGAAUUUGUAGGCGUUGUUGGCACGGCCGCCGCCUACGUACUUACUUAUACCAACUAUUUACUACAUAUUAUUAUAUAUUUGUAUACGCACUCUACCGCUCACUCAUUCGGCAAUCAACCUAUUGUACACGCACUUAUAAAAUAUUAUACAAAAAUAAUAAUAGAUAGGUACCUAUAUGACAUUAUAAUAUUAUUAUAAUGUGUGGUAGUAGUGAUGUAUGUGUAAAUAAAUCUAAAUACGCGAUCUUCAGACGCGAAAAAUUCGCAUUGUCAUAUAAUAUUAUGAUAUUAUAAUGUACUAUAUAAACUGGCUUAAAUCGCAAGUAAUAUUAUUCGUAUACACAUAAAUUAUUACUAUACUAUUAUAGGGUCAGUCACCUUCCUGGAUUGAUAAGGGGUUUUUUUUUUUUAUGUCGCCAGUCAAAUGCAAUUACAAGUGUAAACCAUUCUUAUCCAUAAUAAAAAUAAAAAUAAAUUAUAAUAUGUAUGGAUAAUGUAAAAUUAAGUUGUUAUGGUUUUUUAAUGAGUAUACCAACAUAUCAUGUUAAAUUUAAAAUACCUAUAACAAUAAUUAGUACGGAUUUUGAAGCACUGUUAAGGUUAAAAUGAGUAUAAAAUCAACUUUUAAAAAAAAUACCGUCAUACUUUGUACAAUAGCGUCAAUGGGUGGGCCACUGUUGUAGGUGAGAAGUUAGGAAAGGGAAGUUUGAAGAUAUAGAGGGGAAUUUAAAGUAUAUCUGUACGCAACGAUUAAUCAUUGUUAACGAAAAACGAUUCUGAGCGGAGUUCGGUUACACAUGUUUUGAAAGGCCGUAAUAUUUACGAUUUGAAAAUAAUACAUUUGGUAAAUUUUCUUAUUUUUCCUACAUUUUUUUUCCAUUUAUUAUGAAAAUCUCUGGUUAAAAUCAAAAAAAUUCCUUAUUAAAGGAACUACCCCCUUCAAAUUUCUUUUUAGAAAAGGUGUUACACUUGAAAAUUAGAGCAAAAUUUCUAGUAUAAAAGUUCUUCACAGAAAUAAAAUAAACAUCAUUGUAAAACCAAUACAUUCCUCUCUCCGCUCAGAAACUAAACUGUUUUAUUAUUAAUUAUGUUUAUUCUAUAUUAUUAACCUACCACUUAUUUAUAUAAUAAUAGUUGAGUACUGGGUUUCACGAAAUAUUACACAACUAUUAUUUUAUAUUAUAAACGAACUAUUCGUUUUUUCCGAAAAAUUAUAAAAAAAUUUAAUAACUAUUAUAUAGGUACCCACAAUAACUUUAUUUUAAAAUGCAUACCUAUAAGUAGCUAAUAAAAAAUUAUUAAAUCUAAAACUGGUAGCAGCAAAUCGAGGAGAAUGUGACGGCCUUAUGAAAAAAUUAAAAACAAUUUUAUGUAAAAAUGUAUCCUAUACAGUAACGGAUCCAGGGGGUAAUCGUACUCCCCUUACUUAUUCUCCAAUAGACUCUUAGCUCCGACAUACUCUCAGUUUAUUGAUUCGUCAUAAAUGUGUGUCUUAAAUACAUUUUCCAAAAAGUCCACUUACCGUUGUUUUAUCCACCCCUGAUUUUAUGUAAUAUGGAUAACUUAUAAAUAUAAAUAACUUCGAACUAUAGUAGAAAAAAACAUAUCUUUUCAAAAUCCAUAACUGCUUUAAUUAGUAAGAACUGCACUUUAAUAUGAUCAUACAAAUAGGUAAAUGCUUGCAAAUCUAUGGAUAAACUGUAAACUAAAAUAGUUUAGGCGAAAAAGGCUGACUUUUAACAUAUUUAAAUUUUUAAAUACUCAUAUUGUAUCGCUUUCUAUAAAGAAUAUAAUACAAAUAUAUCAAAAAAAUUAGUGGUGAGUUGUGCAGCUGUAUUUACAGUUUUGACUCCAAACAAUUUUUCUGGGGGAGGGGGUGCAUCACUAAAAUUAUAACAACGACUUUUUUAUUUUUGCUUAUCUAAGGUUUUAAUUAAUUAUUAAUUUAUCCACAUUUAAAAGUGAGGGGGCAAACAAAAUUCCAGGGAGGGCUAUCGCCUCUGUCAUAUACUUGGAUUCAACACUGUGUACUUACUAGAAUUCAAAAAGCGCCACACAGUUAAAUUGUCUCCGUGAAUUAAAAUAAAUCGACGAUAAAAACGAUGGCAUAGAUUUCGGUGAAAAUAUGAUAAUAAUAAUAUUACUAUAUUAUAUUGUAUAGGUAUAAAGGUAUUUUUUUUUUUUUUAAUGACUAUAUAAUCUUCCUACUACAUAAAAAUAAAAUAAAACCGCGUAAAUUUCGUCUUUGGAUUAAUCGUUUUCGUUUUAUAUUCGAGUACGAGAUUGAUGUUUAUUAUCGUUCGUACCUACCUUCGGCUUGUAAACAGUUAAACGGUUUUAUCAUAUAAUAAUAUUAUAGUGGCAAUUUUUAUUUUGCGCAGCGAAAUAACCUACAAAAACAAAUUAAUACAAACCAUACAUGUAUAUACACUUUUUAUAUACUUGUAUUCAUAAUUUAUGUACAUUAUAUUACAUCCCCUCUAGAAAUCGAGUGUAUAAGAAUGUACAUUUUACAACAUAUAGAGUGUGUGCAGUUGGAUCAGUAUAUUGACCCACGUCGUUAUUGACCGCUUAACUUUAAAUACAGUAUUCCAUUUAUAAUGUAUAAGUAUAAUAUAGCAAUAAGGUUUAUCAGUAGCUAUAUGAUGUACGACAUUAUAAUUGUAUCAGCUUUGUUUUCUUUUUGAAAUUUUAAAAAUUUACCUUUAGCUUCGGUAAAAAUCGAACCUCUGCGUCAGAGCUUUGUACUAUAAUAAUAACUAAAUUAUUUAGUAAUGAACAAUAUGUUCUAAUUUUUUUUUUUUUUUUAAUCUAAAAUAGACAGAUUAAUGCAGAAGAUAUCGGUCGAUAAUUCAGUAAGGACUGUAGGACUCCUUAGAUAGAGAUAAAUAUAGAAAUUUAUUGGAAGCUGCUAAAAGCCUUAAAGGUUCAUGAAGUAAAGAAAAUAAACUCGAUAUUGAUAAUUAUGAAAAUAAGACAUAUUAUAAUUCCACCAACAAAAACAUAGUACUUACUGAAGAAAUGUGUAUACUAGGUCAAUGACGCGAAACUAACUAAGGUUUUUAUCGGGGGAGGUUUUAUGUAUAUUUGCCAAUAAUAGCAAUAAAAACAUAAAUAUUUAAUACAUUUGAAUAGUACUUAAAUUAUUAUAACACAAUGUCGAGUUCCCUUGGUUUUUUAAUAAUUUCAUCGACAUGAAACUUAACAUGUUUAUUUAUAGACAUAGCGGCUAAUCCAUUAGGGGAUUGGAAGCGUUGACUUUUUGUCUCUGUCUUACACGCGUGCAACAUAGAAACCUAGACGUAUUAUAUUUUCUACGUACUGGUUGGUCUAGUAAUGCAAUAACAAUUUUGGAGUAGUUAAAAUAAAAAAAAGCUGAUACUGAGGAUGGGAGCGGCCACUGUUGUAAGUGAUAAGUUGGGAAGGUAGGAUACAUAAGGUUAUUUUAUUUAUAUCUGUAAACAACGAUAAACCAUUGGUUGACGAAAGACAAUUCCGAGCGCGAUUCGGUAUUACAUCAUUUAAAGUGCCAUAAUUUUUUUUUACGAUUUUCGUUUAAAUUUGAUUUCAAAACUUUUAUUGAAAAAAAAAAGUCGUCCGAUAAUUUCAGAAAUGUUACCACGUCUAGGUAAGUCAAAUAUAAGUAUGAUUACCAAGUUUCAAAUUUUAGUAUUUAUAACCGAACUACAUCAAAAAACUCCCAAAAAUUAAAAUUCCUUAAAAGCUCAAAAGUGAUUCAAAAAUUUUGGCAAUGAUACCGUAAGAAAGUAAAUUAAAAAGACAACAAAAAACGUAUCGUGUGAUUUUUCGAUUUAAUCAUUUUUUCCUGGUAGAAAACGUAGUCGGUGUUUUUAUAAAAUAAUAAAAUCGUAAAAUUGUACGUUUUCCUAAGGUUUUCCCACUUAAGUACUUUUAUUUAAAAAAUGACCUCUCUAAAAUAAAAUCUAGAAAACGUCAGAAAAGUUGCUAUACGUAAAAAUCGCACCAAAUUUACUAGGAAAAAACUUUUUCACAAAUUAGAACAAAAAAAGAAAGAAAGAAAAAGAAGAAAUAAACAGCAUUGUAAAACCAAUAACUCGCUCGCUACGCUCGGAAUCUAAAAAGUUGGAAAUUCGAUCUUAAGGAGAAAACUUGACAAUAAAUUGAAUUUCAGAAAUUUUAUCACUUCAUUAGAUCAAUCGGUACGUUGCAAAUAAAACACGUUUAAAUUCUUAUGUUCCACGUGUGUAAGACAAAGACAGAUAGUCACCACUUCUAAUAAUUAUAUUUGGAUAUAAAUCAUUAUUUUUUAGUAAAAGGGAUGUUCAUUGCUGUUUUCAAAUUAUCAAAUGAAAUUUGUGUGUCGACAUUCAAAACUAUGUUGAUAUCACAUACCUAUAAACCUCUGUAGAGAAAAUCUCAACAAGUUUAUUUAGUGCGUCAGUUUCUUCAUGAGUUAAUUUCGAAGUUCAUGAAUUAUUAAAGAAAGAGGGAAAAUUGGUUAAAUGAAACAACUUGUAUACUGUGUAUAUAGAUACCCAUAUAAUAUUAUUAUUGCGAAUGACCAGUUUUGGAUAAAAUUUUAAAACGUAUAGAAAAAAAAAAACAAAGUGACCGCAUCCCAGAUAUUUAUAAACAUGAAAAAAAAAACAACUAACUAGUAAAGCAUAAAAAAAAAAAAAUGUAUGUAUAAUAUAUUUUGCAGAAUUAUUGUUAAAAAUACAUUAGGAAACGAUGGGCGAAUUUACGAGUUUGUGUGGAUGAUGACCCGUGGAGUGUCGAGUAUGUGUGUGUGGGUAUUUUGGCAAAGAUAUAAAAACGGUUUUACAUAUAUGCUAACAUAUAAAAAACAUUGCUGUACGUGUCUGUGUGUACUUACCUAAACACGCACACACCGGGAACCGGAACAAAAGUGAAUUUCAAACUCGUUUUAGGUUAUCCGCGUCCGUUCCAAGUUCCAAUAAUAAUUGCUAUAUAGCUAUACCUACAUGAGUGGUGCGUAGUGUAGGUACUUGCAGAUCUCUCUAUAUUAUUUAAAAAUAUUAUGCGGUUUCUUUUUUCGCGAAUUUCCAUACAUCACCGUGGCCUAUAUUAUAAUAUAUUGUGUUCGGCGUCUCUGUCGGUUAUAAAUGGAUACCUUUUACCUAUACCUAUAGGUAUUUUGUUCGGUUAAAUUUUUUUAUUUCCGGAAUACGACUAUUAGGUAUAGGUAUAUGCGUUUCGUAGAACGGGAUUUCGUAAAACGGUACAUUUAAACACGUCUCUGUUAAAAAAAAUAAAAAUAAUAAUAAAUAAAUAAAUAAACAACAUUAUAACCAUUCGCGAAUCGGUAACCAUUAAAAUGUUAGAGUCGCAAUAUUCAAACUCGAGCGUAAAUAUUAUGUUUAUUUAUCUUUUAUAAUUUAUAAUGGCUAUGCAGUCACAGUUACAGUUUCGCCGGGAAUGGGUAUAUCUACAAAUCAUUAUUAUAUGGCUGUAAUUUCAGUAGACUUGAAAUCCCAAAAAGCAGCUCAAAAGUACUAAUCAAUACAUAAAAAAAAAAGAGCCAAUACUGGGGGCGGGCGUAUCACUGUUGUAGGAGGAUAGUGGGAAAAAUGGGAUACAUAAAGUUAUUUAAUUUAUACCUGUAACUAUCGAUAAAUCAUUGCUAACGAAUAACGAUUCUGAGCGAAUUUCGGUUAUACUACAUGUUUUGAAAAGCCAUAAUAUUUACGAUGUUAGUCCAAAUUUAUUAUAAAAAUGUCUAUAAAAAAAAAAUACUACAUUGAACUCAAUUUUUCUUUUGGUUUUUGACCACAAAGUACGAUUGAUACUGAACGUUCUGUUAAAUAUUCAAACACUUCUGUUUAAUUAAACAAUUUUAUCUGCAGAGUACCUACCAAAUAAAAAUUUGACCUCAUCUAGAAAAGAUAAAUUCAGUAGAAGCCGCUUAUUAAGAACACUUUGAAACUGAGGUGAAACGUGUCACUUAACCGAUAGUUUCAAUAACACGAUUGUAUCAGUUAUCCGUGUUUCUAAUAAGCGGCUUCUACUAUACAAGUUUUCUCUCCAAAUUUCAAGUCUCUGCCGCAUAUUUUAAUUGAAUUACAACAAAAAAAAUAAAAUUGAAAACAAUAAAAACAUUAUUUUUGUAAAUAUCCCCGUUAAUUUAAAUUUUUUUGCUGUUUACUCAAUUAUUAAAAAUAAAGUACUAGAAAAAUCAAAGAACUACUUUCUUCCUGAGCAACUAGAUCCAAAAUUUAACAAAAAAGGUCACUUGCCAUUUUUUAAUUCUACCAAUAUUUCUCGUAGAAAAUUUAAUUAAAAACAAUGAAAUCGAAACGCUGCAGUGCGUCGUAAACAUUUGCCGUUUUUCUUCUUAUUAUUUUUUCCUGAUUAUUAUAAAAACCUUAGUAAAAUCAAUAAAUUAUCUCCUCAAAGCACCAACUAGAUAAAGUUUUAGAAAAAGUGUUACACGUGAUACAUCGGAGCAAGAUUUCUGGUAAAAAAGUCACGAAAACAAGAAAAAAAAAACGAAAAACACAUCAGAGUAAAACCAAUAAAUCCCUCAAUAUACGCUCUAAAUCUAAAAAAAAAAAACACCGUUAUGUGGGGAUAUUCAAUAUUUUGAAAACAAUAUAUAAUUAAACUAAAUAUCUAUAACUCAAUAUGUACAAAAGUGGUUGUUAUUUUCUAUAAUUACAAAUUUAUUGGCACGCAAUGUUAUCAAGUGUAAAUUGAAUAGGAAACACCAACAGAAUGCUUUUCGAAAAAGCAAAAAUACAUUUAAGAGAGUCAUACAAAUUGAUGAUAAUUCCAAAACCAGCCAGAUUGAGUUUGAAAACUUAGUGCCCGAUGCCAGUUAUUGUUUUACAAAACAAUUAUAAAAACAUAUACCAACAAAAUAUAAAACAAUUGAAAAAAAUUAUAAGAUAUUUUUCUAAAUAUAUUCAUCAAAAUAACAAACUAAAACCUGGAGUAUUAUAAAGAUAAUGUGUAUAAGUACGACCGGUUUCGAUUUAAAAGCGUCAUCGAGUAAUAGAACAACAAAGACGGACAAAUAAUACGUGACCGUAUAUCGAAUGAGAACGGGAAAUACAUUGACAAAAAUUACCAUAUUUUUUACAUAGGGAGCAAACAAAUUUUAUUAGGAGAGAUUGUAAACCGUGAUGAAAUGACAUAAAUUCCUAUGUAGGUAAUUAAUAUAAUUUAACAAUGAAUUUUAAGACUUAUGUACAAUACAUACAAUAAGAGGGGGGGGGUGCUUAACGUUUUGGUUAUAGUGGAUAAAUUGUUUUGUCCUCCCCUAGAUUUAUACACAGUUACGCCACUGGCUGCAGGUUCCUGUGGAGUUUUAAACAUCAUACGUUAUGCGUAUAUAGAAUAACGAGAAAAAAAAAGAAAAAGAAAAUGAGUUGAAUUUCAAGCAUCUACUAUAAUAAUUAUCAUUAGGUAGCGCGAAAAAUCCGGACGGACGAACGCGUAAUUCGAGACGACCGAUGAUUUACAGCAACGUAAAUUAUCAUCGACUAAAUUAUUACCCGUGAUUAUACGUGAUUUAGACGUCUACCGACCGAUCGGUAACGAUUUCGGGGAUCGCGAAAUAAUACGCGGUGUGUACAGGUGUACCUAAUGAAUGCGGCGAUGAUUUCGCGAUUAUUGAUGUUCGUAAAAAAAAAAAACUUCGGCGGCACUUCCCCCCGCGGUAUAUACUGUAGCGAAUAUUAAUAAUAAUAAUAAUAAAAAAUAAUCGAAACGCUAAAUAAACUGCGCCCGGUAUAACGCCGCAGCGUCUUCGUCCGGCAUUAAACCGUCCGCCCGGAGCGUUCGGUUGUUCUUUUCGCGCAUCGUAAUAUUUUAAUUGAAUCGCGCGGCGCUUACACGCGGCGGCGGCGGCGGCGGCGGCGGCGGCGGUCCGCGUUCUUUUCUCAUUCCGUCCCGCGCGAUUAAUCGAACUGGAACAUACUUCGCCGAACGCUCGCACACCCUGUAAUCAACGUCCAUUACAAAUAUCCCGUGUAAUAACGUACGCCGGUCCGGCACGCCCAUUACGGUAUUAGGCGGGCGGGCGCGUCCAACCGCCGGACGUCAUCGCGUCGAAAUGCGACCGAACGUUACCGGCCGAAAAUUUUGCGGACGGGUAGUACGGGAAAAUGCGCGUGCGGCGUUUGCGUGGGCUUUACCGGAACGCAGUCCGAGAAUCGCGUUACGGCGGUCGCUGGUGCCGCAGCGGGCAAGCGUAAUUUUAAAAACAAAAUAGAAAAUACGGGCAUACGUCUCACGAUGCGCGGCCCGCGAAGUUGAAUACGCGCUGUGUUGUGUUGUUACUUUUGUAGUGUCGGGAUUCAAUAAGUUACAGCCGUGGGGGGGGGGAGAAGGGUUUUUAAACCUAUCGUGUUUUUGAUUUUGAUUUUUUUUUUUUUCUUUCGUCAAGGGCUUCCGGGGAUUUUUUUUUGGAAUUUUUUAGCGCUUUUUUUUUUUUGUGGAUUUUAAGUCCUAUAUAAGUCCCGAACCCUGUUGUUAUCGAUUGCAGACAAUAUAUUUUACCAUAAUAAUACGACGAUAACCGCGUAAUGAAAUACCUGACAAAAAAAAAAAAAAAAAAAUAAAAUUAUUGAUUUUGUCGGCUUUAAAAGUAAACUAUCGCUGUAGUGCAGACUAGGUAGUCUAAAUUUCCGAGUUUGGCUGGGAGGGGUAUCAUAUCUCCGGCCUUGAUCACGGAGAAUUGAGGAAUGCGCAAUAGGUACACAACACCACUAUUGUUCGGCAUAUAACUGUGCAGAAUGAGUCUUACUAAUUAUACGAAAUUAAUUAGAUACUCGGUUGCACUUAGACGUGCCGAUAUAUAUCGUUGACGGACACUGCCGAUAAACUUCCUUUGAAGUUUGCAGCUAAAUCUAAAUCUUAUUUGAUAUUUCGGUUAUUUUACAGCCGUCAAUGCCUAUAAUAAUAUUAUAAUAGAAUAAUCCGUUUGAAAAUCAACAUUUGAUAUGACGACUGUUUUAUGCCGGUGGUGUACGGGAUAGGGGUAAACUUGUGAGACCGACAUCGAUUUUAUAACUCGAAAUCUUCGAUACAUUGAUAUAUCGGAUUCGUGAUAGUAAAACAUAACUACUAUGAAUAAUAAGUGUAAGCGUAUAAAUAAUAAGUUAUACCGAAUUAUGUAUUAAAAAAAAAAAAAACACCGACACGCAGAUUAAGGUUUAAAGAGAAAAAAAAAAUUAAAAUUAAUGUAUUCAUUAUGAUUUUCGACGGGCAAAAACCAUAGUAAUAUAUUAUAAUAUAAAUACGCAUUAGCGAAAUAUGUCACUGUCCCCGCAACGGAUUUUCAACGCUUCUCUAUAUUUUUCUACAUUAUUCGAUUCGUUUACACCUACAUUAUACACGCGUAUAAUAUAAUAUCAUUAUGCUCGUAUAUCGAAAUAAAAAUUGUAUUCUUCGAAUCCGUUUCGUACGUACGCGCAGACCGACGCCCUAAAGGCUUUUUAUCGCACCGUAUGUCGUCGGGCUGAACUUAUAUUUAUACACGCAUACAUACAUAAUAUAAUACGCCCCGAACCGGUCUCGAUAACACAAAGUGCGCGCGGUGGUCGGUUUUUUUUUUUUGAAAUAUUGUGUGUAUAAUAUUCAAUGUCAUCGGGAACCGUAUUAUUUUUACUGUUUCGCGCUCGCGUAUAACGCGUAAUUCUUUAGUUGUGCGGCUGUGCCCACGUUGCCGCGAUGUCGAUUAAUAUUUUCCCGUACCUAUUAUUAUUCGUGCACUUAUUAUGUAAUAAUAAUAAUAAAGCAAGAAAAUUCGGUUAUUGACUCGUAAUCACUUAUAUACUCUAUAAUAUUAUCCUACACGUAUUUAUCCGUGAAAUUGUGUACGUUGUAAUUGUAUAUUUUUCGUUCAUUCUGUACUGUUGGUUUUAACAUUAGGGUGUAUUUGCCGAUUAUCGAACCUGAACUUAAGAACAUUGUCUAUGUAUUUUCGUCAGUUUUUUCCGAUGUUUUGACUUUUAAGCGAAACACGAUGAUUUUAGAUUUUGAACGGAGCGAGCAAUGUAUUGGUUUUACAGUGAUGUUUAUUAUCAUUUUUUUUCUACGAACAACUUUUCUACCAGAAAAUUUGUUCAGAUUUUCACGUUUUUCUGAAAGGGAAUUUGACUAGGGUGAUACUCAAGAGAGGUGAUUUUUUAUUUUCCCAGAGGUUUUCCUAAUAAUUGGGAAACGUAUUACUUUCUAAUCGUAAAUAUAACGGCCUUUCAAAACAUGUAAGACCAAACUCCGUCCGGAAUUGUUUUUCGUUAGCGAUGGUCAAUUGUUGCGUACAGAUAUACAAAUAUAUAUUAAAUAUUUAUAAUGAAUUUCCCCUCUACCUUCCCAACUUCUAACCUACAACAUUGGCCCAUCCAUCGUGCGAAGUAUGUCCGUUUGUUUUUUAAAAUGUAAUAUAUCACAUAUUCGUAACUCGCCGGAAAAUUAAAAUAUCGAGAAAAAUUUAACGUAUACAAAUUUAAACAAUGUUCUAAUCUUUAGGUGUGUUGAGAGACACCCUAAUGUUAAAACUAACAGUACAAAAUUAACGAAAAGUCUAAAAUACUAAAAUAUAACGGUUUUUCAUGAAUUGGGCAAUUUCACCGGCAGGAUGUAACAUAUAUACAAUAUAUACAGAGGUAUCCUAAUGGAGAGGACGAUGGGAAUGAUCGCCUCCCCCUCCCCAGAGAGAAGUAAACUUUAACUGGCAUUUGACAUAAUCACAUUGGUUCAGAAGUAUAAUUUGACAUAAUUUUUUUUCUUAUCAAUCAUUAAUAUUAAAUUUAAUUAUUUCGCCCCCCCCCCAUAUCCAAGGUUUGAAGACGCCCUGAAUAUAUACUUGACGUACAAUACACAGUACAACGAAAUUUGCAUUCGACAAAAUCGAUUACGCGCUUAUUAGUAUCAACAAGAAUUGUCCGAUAUAUUUAUCUGUGUGUUUGUAUGUCGUAUUUGUCAUUUUAAGCGUGAUAUCCGUGAUAAGCGUGUUAUUUCACGCACUCACUCUCGCUUCUCGCUUAAAAAUUUAAAAAACCAACCAACAAUUCACAGAUGAUAAUAUGUUUUAAUCUUUAAAUUUUAAUAAUAGGUCGAUUCACUCUAUAUAAAUAUUAUUAAAAGUAACCGCACAAAUUCGGUAGUGUUGAGCGCAAAUCUACUUUGUCGCCCGUUAUUACAAAUCGCUUGAAGAUUCCUAUUUCUUUGAGGUCCUUGUUAUCGGUGUUACCACUACAGGAACGAGGAAUGAUAACGAAUUUCUAUACAAAAGAAACUUCCCCGAUACUGAUAUUUUUUUAAUAGAUAGAUAAAUUUAUCCCGCGAAAACCGGUAAAAUAUAAUAUCAUAUGCCAAUUUUUAACGUGUUUAUUAGGAUAUCCGUUUAGUGAAGACAACACCGCGGAUACCAGGACGACGAGGACGAAACGACAGAAUUCGUGGACGACGGUUUCGGGUCCGUGUCUGACGAGCAGAGGCACCCUCGGCAAGUGCACGAGCUUCCGGUCGUGCUAUCCAUACAUCAAACUACCGGACUUUCAGUUCUGGGACCCGUGGGUGAUCGGCAUGUACGACACGUGCACGUUCACGAGUGCUGACCACAAACAAGUGAUUAUAUACGAGUAUUUUUAUAACAUACGCGGCGUUGCUGUUGUACGUGUACGACGAAUAUAAUUUAUAAAAACUAACCUGACCUGACCCGACUGCGUAUAACACCGCCCUAUACUAGAAUGUCUUGAUAAAGCCGUCUCUGUCAAAGCGCUCUAUCCUAUACUUGUGUGCCGUUUAGAUGUUCGGCGUGUGCUGCGAUCACCCGAGCGUCGUGGGCACGGACGAGAGUCAUAAAGAAGAAGGAAUAAGACCUCCACCGCCGCCGACCAUGGUGGUGCCGCCGAACUGGCCGCCGCCAUUGCCCACCCAUCCCCCGGAUCACACCAUACCGCCGAUUCCAACGCAUCCGCCGUCACCGUCACCGCCGCAGCCUCCGACGUCACCACCUCUGAAACCUCCGAUGAAACCGCCGACGAUACCACCGUGGCCGCCACAGGUACCUGCCAAUACCAGCCCACCAUACAAACCACCUACCACCACAACCACUACCACUACUACCCCAUCCUAUAAACCGCCUACUACUACCACCACGCCGUCUUCUGUGGACAGCGAAGACGGAGUUCACGAUUAUCAAUGCGGCCUGAAGAACGGACCCCAGGACCAAGAGAGGAUCGUCGGUGGCCAAAACGCGGACCCCGGAGAAUGGCCAUGGAUUGUAAGUCUAAUAUAGUAUAACAAAAUCAUUAUUCGUAAAUUAAGUCGAUGCACACAAAUAUGAACCUGUUGUGGCACAAACAAGACAAUGUAUAUGGUUAGCAACUAAUUAUACCGUUACUCUUGAAUUUCGGAAUGAAUAUAUACCGUAGAUAUGGUAUAAUUUUGUUUUAUUAAUCACGGCGUAAAUUAAUCUGGUUAGACGGAGAUUGGGGGGGGGAGCUAGGGACUAGUUUAGCCCCCAAAAUCAUCCAUAGCCCCUCUCUAGGAUCCAAUCAAAUCUCCGUCUAUGAAUUGUUAGUUGUAAGUUUUCGUGGAUCGAAAGUCAAUUGACGAACGGUAAUUAUCUAUUUAACUUUUAGUAAUGGGUUACAUAUAUUAUUGUUUUUAUUCACUAGACAUUUUAUGAAACGAGGUCGAACCGAAUUAAUUGCUGUAUCUAUACAAAUCUGGUAGUCACAUUAAUGUCUUAAUUAUUAGGAAUAGAGAUCGUCUAUAAUAUGAUGUAUAUAUACAUAUAUUAUAUUGAAGUAUUUACUUCAGACACAAUUAUACGAUGAAUUUGGUUUCGCAUUGUAAUCUGGUCUUUUAUUUGAGACUUUGUCGUAUUGUCUCGGUAGCCGUCGUGCAUUAGAUCGCCACCUAUAUAAUUUAAUAAUUAUGAUUUAUAUGUACACGCAGUUUGUCGUUAAUUCAAAAAUAGGACAACAAUGGUCAGUAGUUUCGUGUCCAAUAGUAUCUAUAUUGUAUUUUAAUAAAUACUGUUCUCAAUGGCGAGUUACAUAAUAUUGUUAUUGUUUUUAUAGGUAGCGAUUUUCAACGCAGGCAGACAUUUUUGCGGAGGCUCUUUAAUCGACGACACUCACGUGUUGACGGCCGCCCACUGCGUUGCUCAGUAAGUUUUAUAAUAAUAUAAUUAUUAUAAUAAAUUAUGAAUUGAAUAUCGCUAUUGAUUUACGUGUUUUAAUCGACUCGAUAUUUUUUUAAAACGUGCAGCAUGAGUUCGUGGGACGUAGCUCGUUUGACUGCGAAUCUCGGGGACUACAAUAUCAAAAGCAAAUCCGACGUAAAACAUUUGGAGCGAAAAAUCAAAAGAGUGGUCCGGCACAAAGGUUUCGAUCAAAGAACUCUGGUCAGUGAACAACAUUAUUAUUAUUUCUUUAAAAAAAUAUAGCACUGAACUAUGUACACGGUUUGGUUAUUACAUAUCAGAUAUUUAAAUGUUUUAAAAUCGUUUUUUACAGUACAACGAUAUCGCUCUCCUAACAUUGGACAAACCCGUGAAGUUUACCAAACAAGUACAUCCGAUAUGUUUGCCGACAAGUAGAUCGAUGUAUGCUGGGCAAACGGCUACUGUUAUCGGUUGGGGUAGCUUGAGAGAGAGUGAGUUUCAAAUGAGAAUGAUAUACGUACGGUAUUUUUAUUAUUGUCUCUAAUGUGUAGGCGGUCCACAACCGGCGGUUUUGCAAAAAGUUAACGUACCGGUGUGGACAAACCAAGAAUGUAAGUUCAAGUAUGGAUCUGCAGCUCCGGGCGGUAUCGUAGAUCAUUUCUUGUGUGCCGGUAAAGCAGCCAGAGACUCUUGUAGCGUAAGUAAAUCGUGUAUACCAUUUUGCGUUUUUUAUAUUAAACAGAGUAAUCAACGUAACUAAGACACUUAUUAUCAUAGAAAUUAUUAUUUUUUCGGAAUUUUUUAGAUCGUUUAAGAAAUAAGUAGUUCUAAAAUGUUACGUUGCGGUUAUCUUUUGUCUCCUUUAUUUUAAGGCGUGAAACCACUAUCCACUUUUGGUUUUCAAACUAUAACCUAUAUUAAAAAUUACAUAUAUCGAUGGAAUAGUAGUUUAAAUAAAUUUUGGUGUUGAAAUUUCCGAUUUUCAUCUAUCUGUCAGUGAGAUAUUCCACUUUUAAGUUUCAGCGAGGAGAGAGUGGCGGAAUACUGUUAAAACGCCACACACCGUCACACAAACGAAACACCACUAAGUAAAAUGUAAAAUUUCUCGUAAACGGUUUGACAAAAAUUAAACAUUUCAAUAUCAAAACUGAUUUUAACUAAUAUUCCGUCUACUUUUAAUAUAGGUUGUCAUUUGAAAAUUGAUAGUGUGUACAGUGGUUUCAUCCCCUAAAAUAAAAGUGAAAAAAAAAAGUAAUACCAGGUUUUAGAGCUAUCUAUUUCUUAAAUGUGCUAAGAAAACAAAUUCCGAAAAAGCUAAUAUUUUCCGAGACAAUGAGUGUCUUACGUUAUGUGGAUCACUCUGUAUAAGACACCUUUGCAAUUAUUAAAACAUAAUCAAAACCAUGUUUUUAAACAGGGUGACAGCGGAGGCCCUUUGAUGCUUAACGACGGUAAGUGGACCCAGGUAGGUAUUGUCAGUUGGGGAAUAGGUUGCGGUAAAGGUCAGUAUCCCGGAGUAUACACCAGAGUAACGAGUUUCAUGAAUUGGAUAACGAAGAACUUAAAAACAUAAAUUUAUAUUAUAUUAUUAUAAUGAUAUUAUAGUAUACCGUUUAAAGUACCUUGGUAAAUUAUAUUUUUAUUUUCUGUAUAUAUUUAAUUAAUAUUAAUUAUUAUUUAUAAUCUUAUAUUCUUUUCACUUUUUGUAUUGUUUUAAAUUUAUUUUAUUUUCUAUUUAAAUUGAUGAUACGAUAUAAAUAAAAUAUUGUGAUAAAUGUGAUCAAUGAUUUGUCAUAACAUCUUUAAUUACAAAUCCUUUUUCGGAAUCUAGAAUUAUCGUAUCGCC